AUGCCUCCACGAACCAGCAAAAAGAAGGCUUCCUCUUCGAAGGAAUCUGCUCCACAAACACCAAAAAGAAAAUCCAGAAAUGAAGAAGAAACUUCCUUCACUCCUGCUGGUACUCCAAGUCAAUCGCUCUCUGAAUCAUUGUUUAGUUUGUCAGCAAGUCAAGCACAAUUGUCUCAAUUUUUAGAUGAAGGGGAAGAGGUUUCCGAUGUCUUGUCAGGAGCAUAUAUUUCUGAAAGUAUUGCAAGUACAGAUUUUACUGAAAGAAUGAAGAAAGUUGCUGAUAUUCUGAAAGGAAUGGGUCAAUUAGCCACUCCAGAGGAUGCCCCUUGGGAUGAGCUAUUUCUGGCCAAUUUAAUUGAUAAAAAGAUUAUUUCUAACAAGUCCGAAGCUGUGAAAGUAUAUGCUGCUCGUGCCAUUGUGGAUGUUUUAAGAGUGACAGCACCAGACUGCCCUUUUGAUGAAGAAGAUUUACCAAAAAUAUUCAGAUUUAUUAUUGAUCAAAUCGAAGCAUUAAGUCAAGGAUCAGGAUCACUAUUCUCACAAAGAUUUUACCUGUUGGAAAGGUUAUCUACAGUCAAAAUUUUCAUCAUGUUGGCAAACUACGACGAAUGUGAAGCUCUUAUUAUUCCAUUAUUUGAAUCUCUGUUUAGAAUUGUCACCGAAUGUGAAACAAAUCAACCUCAAAAGAUUAUUUCAUAUAUUUGUGAUAUUAUGAUCUCAGUAAUUGAGUCUGUGGACACCAUCGAUGCCAAGUUGAUUGAAGUACUGAUUCAACCACUAUUAGAAAACAGAUCCAAGCUACCCUCUGAGGAAGAAGAAGCUGAGGAGAAGAAUGAACAAAAUGACGAAGAAUCCCAUUUCUCUGCAAAACAUAUUGCUAAAAAUGUUCUAGAUAAGACUCAAGAGCACAUUUCUACUCAACUGAACGAUUAUCUGAAUGACAUCCUAAAAGAGCUUGAAAAUACAAAAGACAAGACCAAAUCUUCCUUCAAAAAAAAACGAGCAAGAGUUUUCAGCUUGAUUUAUGAAAUUAACCUUGUCUCAUCAAGAUUAUUGUUGACGGUUAUCCCUAACCUUUGUAUUCAAUUGAAGGACGAAGAUGUUCAAGUGAGAUCUGCUGUUAUUCAAUUACUUGGAAACAUGUUCAAAGCAAAAGACUCUGAGCUCUUCAGAGAGUAUCCCAACAUUUUCGAAACAGACUUUUUGUCAAGAUUUAACGACAAAGAUAGUCGUGUUCGAAUUUACAUGAGCAAAUUUGCGAAUGGAAUGAUUAAGAACCAUCCCGUUAGCAGCAAAGUACUCAACGAAAAAUUAGCCGAAAGAAUGAUGGACCCAGACGAAAAAGUGAGAAGAAAUGUUGUUGAAACCGUUGUCAAUGUAGCCAUGGAUAGCCCAGCGUUGAUAUCAGAUGAAACUAUGCAAAAGCUUCAAGAAAGAACACGUGAUAAGAAGUCCGUUUUGAGAUUGCAUACAUUAAGUUUGUGUGCACAGCUGUAUAAUCAUCAUGCGACAGAAGUUUUGAAGACGUCUGACUCUUGGGAAAAUACCACAAGUGAUAGACUCGCAUGGAUCCCAAAUAAUGUAAUCAAAUACUAUGCAGAACAACAUGAACAAGUAAUCCCUCACAGACUAUUUAUUGAAAAACUUAUUGAUGAAACUUUGUUAGAUCAAGGAGCACUUAGAUCCAAGACGUUGUUGGACAUAUAUAGAAAGCUUGAUGAUAUGGCAAAGCAGGUUCUCGAAUCAAUCAUCUCGCAGAAGAAAGUAUUCCAAACUUUGGUGACGAAUUUGCUUGAACUUGACACCGAGAAUAAUGAUUCACAAAUCAUUUCAACACUUUCAUCAUUACUUUCAGAUGAAUCUCUUGGAAAGAGAAUUUGGAAAGAGAUAUCCUCUCGUAGAAACAAACAGAGUGAUGAUACCAUCAAAGUCUUAAAGUCUUGCCUAAACAUUAAUUCUUCAUUUAAGGACGUAACCAAACUCAAAAAGAAAGGUGACGACAAACUAGUAGGAGACAAGAAGGAAGAGAAGGAUUAUAUGAAAUCUGUCAUUCAAAGACUUGCAAUGACUAUAUUUACCAAAGAGCAAGCUAAUGACAUGAUAGAAUUGGCACAGAAAUUCUCUAAUUCAUCACAACAUUCAAUGGCUUUAUCAACUAUGCAUCUUUUGAAUGUAAUUGUUCAAUUCUAUCCUUCUCUUGGAAAGGAUACUAUUGUAGCAUCUAUUGAAUUGAUGGAAAAGGAAGAAGACUAUGAAAUCAAUCUCAUCACUCUCAAGGUACUGUCUUAUACUGCUGUCGGUUUGGAAAAGACGAAGUUUUCUUUGGCUAGUGAUCUUGAAGAGAAAUUAGUUUCAUUCUGUACAAAAGGUAAACCAAAGGAGGUCAAAAGAGCAGCAACUGUUAUCACAAAGGCCUUUAUAGCUCCAGAGAAUAUAUUUUCCAAGAUACUCCUUCAUGCAAAGGAUAACUUGGACUAUGGAGAACAAUUGUUGACCGCAUUGGCUGCAAUCAGACAAGUAAUUAUUCACACCACUGAAAUGUUUAGAACACAUGAAGAAGAAAUUAUGGACUUUGUUCUCAAUCAUGUUGUUCUUUGGGAUAGAGAAGAACGAAGCACUGAAUGGAGCUCUCUUUCGUUAGAUACAGAGACCAAGAUCCAAGCACUAAAAUUACUUGUCGAUUAUACCAUUGCUUGUGCCAAAGAAGGAGUAACGAGCGAAUCUGAAUCUGUUAGCUCAAAGCUCGUUGGAAUUCUUUUUGAUCUCCUCAUCUACAAAGGUUCCAUCAAGGCAAUCUUAGAAAAGGAUCUAGAAAAGUCAGACAAAAUGGACACCACUGAAGAGGAAGAUACUGAAGAAGCUAAGAAGAAAGAUUCCAAUGAAAAGAAAAUAGAAAUAGAUAGAGCUGCUCUUAGACUCAUUGCUGUAAAAUCAAUCAUUACUUUGACGAAAUCUUCUGAUUUCAAAUUGAAGAUGGAACGCUUUUUGCAACUUGCAUUCACUUCUUUAGAUCCAAUUUUGGAAGUUAGAAAGGGUUUACUCGAAAAACUCUUCAAGGAGCUUAGAAAAGCCCAACUAGGAAAUGCUUUUUCUGCGAUACUUUUGCUAUUUGUUGGUGACAAGAAUUCUGACUUGGCAGUUAGAGCCAAAAAGUAUUUCUCCAAGUUAGUUCCUCUCAAGAGAGCUCUGAUUGCAAGAACAAAGGGGCUUACACUAACAUCUCGCUCUGCAUACGAUAUCUUCCCAGAAUAUAUUCUUCCAUAUCUCGUAUUUUUACUCUCUAGACAUCCAUUAUUUGCAUCUGAAGAGCCUCAAUUUUUAACUUUCCAAAAAAUUUUAUAUGCAUAUUUUGAUGAGGUCACUCACGAUAUUGAUAACCUAUCAUUUUUCCAUCAAUUAAUUACCAAGUUGAAACAAAGAAAGGAUGUCAUUAAUCCAAAAUCAGUCAAUCAUUUGGUAAUUUGUGACAUGGCCAUUUCAAUUGUAAACAGAUGUGCUGAAAAUUCUGGCAUUGCCGCAUCCUCUGUUCCUUUUCCUGGAAAGAUCUUUGUUCCUUCAUUCUUCAAAAUAUCUGAAGGAGAGGAAGAUGGUUCUAACAUUGAUACGAUAAAGACACUUUAUUUACCAAGUGGAUUCAAAUUGAACGAAAAGCUUGCAAGACAAGUGCAACCAACAGAAAAACAAUCAAAGCAAAAGAAGACAACGCCUGUUGAGGGAGAAAAGAAGAGAAAGCGCAACACCACCAAAUCGUCAACUAGUACAAAGAAAAAGAAGACAGAAAAAGAAGAAGAGCCAAGUAAACGAUCUCUUCCAAGUCGAUCAGCUAAACAAAAUAGAAAGAAGAUUGAAGAAAGUGAAGAGGAGAGCGAGCAUGAGGAAGAAGAAGAAAGUGAACAAGAAAGUGAUAAGGAAGAAAGUAAUGAAUCUGAAGAAGAGGAAACAACAUUUGCUCCCAGAACUGCAAAGAAAAAACAAUCCAAAGAACCUGCUCAGAGCGUGACUUCGAAAAAGAAGAAGAAAUUCUAA
Messenger RNA from Naegleria fowleri, 4026 nucleotides. RefSeq lists its product as uncharacterized. Gene Ontology annotation, biological process: DNA repair; mitotic sister chromatid cohesion. The record is from RefSeq and is a predicted model, not a curated record. Gene Ontology annotation, cellular component: nucleus; chromatin. Bases 1 to 4026 code for a protein of 1341 amino acids. The transcript has 3 exons. NCBI's taxonomy places the organism in Eukaryota, Heterolobosea, Eutetramitea, Acrasida, Naegleriidae.